CUCUACAGGAGUACCAAUAAAAAAUCAUAAAAAUAGGUGCUGGUACGACUGCGUUCGCAUCUCAUUUCCUCUGCUUCGUCGUUGGCUCCUUUGAUUAAGCGAUGGGUCGUGUAAUUCGUGCCCAACGUAAGGGAGCUGGAUCUGUUUUCCGUUCUCACACCAAAAGGAGGAAGGGAGCACCUAAACUACGCUCCCUUGAUUACUCUGAAAGGCAUGGAUACAUUAAAGGUGUUGUAAAAGAAAUUAUUCACGAUCCUGGCAGGGGUGCCCCUUUGGCUGUAGUGCAUUUCCGUGAUCCAUAUAAGUUUAAGACACGUAAAGAAUUAUUUAUUGCACCCGAAGGCAUGUACACAGGACAGUUUUUGUACUGUGGAAAGAAAGCUAACCUUCACAUUGGCAAUGUCAUGCCAGUUGGGCAAAUGCCUGAGGGUACAAUCGUUUGUAACCUUGAGGAAAAAACUGGCGAUCGUGGUCGGUUAGCUAGAGCAUCUGGACUCUAUGCCACAGUUAUCGCCCACAAUCCCGAUACAAAAAAGACCAGAGUGAAGCUUCCUUCGGGAGCUAAAAAAGUUAUUCCAUCCGCAAAUAGAGGUAUGGUUGGAAUUGUGGCAGGUGGUGGACGUAUCGAUAAGCCUAUUCUAAAAGCCGGACGUGCUUAUCACAAAUUCAAGGUCAAGAGAAAUUGCUGGCCAAAGGUUCGUGGUGUUGCUAUGAAUCCCGUUGAGCAUCCACACGGUGGUGGUAACCAUCAACACAUUGGUAAAGCUUCUACGGUUAAGCGUGGCACUAGCGCUGGUCGUAAGAUUGGUCUUAUUGCUGCCAGAAGAACCGGUAGAAUUAGAGGAGGCAAGACAGACGCCAAGAAAGAAGAUUAGACUAUUCGCUAAUUAAUUUUCAACAUCUAUUAUAAUAAAAACAUUGAAAAAAAUACUCGAAA
Molecule: messenger RNA, 937 nt
Organism: Ceratosolen solmsi marchali
Lineage: Eukaryota; Metazoa; Arthropoda; Insecta; Hymenoptera; Agaonidae
Gene: RpL8
Product: ribosomal protein L8
Exons: 5
Coding region: 102-875 (257 amino acids)
Biological process (GO): cytoplasmic translation
Cellular component (GO): ribosome; cytosolic large ribosomal subunit
Molecular function (GO): RNA binding; structural constituent of ribosome
Source: RefSeq, a predicted model, not a curated record